Messenger RNA from Paramuricea clavata, 11148 nucleotides. The record is from the annotation of a GenBank genome assembly. NCBI's taxonomy places the organism in Eukaryota, Metazoa, Cnidaria, Anthozoa, Malacalcyonacea, Plexauridae.
CCAGUAUGACAAAAACUGACCAAAGAGUAAAGAUAUAUACUUCCUCUGUGACCUGACCAUCAAAUAUGACGACAUUUAUCACUGAAUUUCAAACGAUGUACUGGCUUCGUAGUGUUGGACCAUGGUAAUAAUUAAAAUUGUUUUCUGUCUGCACCACCAAUCUUCUUUUAAUAUCUCCAUCUCCAGGGGUGAGGGCUCGUGGGGCGAGUGGCGACUGGGGCCGGGGGGAGGCGGUAUAAAUUCACGAUUUAUUCACACGAUUUAUUCACCAUUAAAAAUAGACAAUCUGUUGGAAAUUUGGAUCUAAAAAGACUAAAAACAGCCAAUGUAAAUGGGAGCUUUGUUAGAAAUUAAUUAGGGGUUUUGUCGGAAAUAUAAAUUUCCACCACUGCCGCCAGUCUCUAAAGGCCUGUUUACACAGGCAAUUUUUGCUGCGAUUUGGGGGAUGUGAAGUAGUGGAUGAGUUAUAAAUGUUCCACGUUACGAAAUCUCAUAACAACAUUACAUCAUUAAGUAAUCUACUCCUUCACAUCCUCCAAAUGGAGAAAAUCACAACUGAAAUCACACAGAUAAACAGGCCUUAAUGCACCUAGUAUAUUGAGCAUAGGCAUAUAGAAGUUGAUCCAACUCCUUGCAACAGACAUUCCAACCACUGUCCGGUAAAAUUUAGGGAGACUGCUGAGUGAAUUGAAAUCUAUAGUUCUUCUGGGAAAAAAUAACAAAAAUUAAGUCUUCUGAAAUGGCAUUUCCUGCUAAGUGAUCCUAUAAAUUGCCAUAAAGCAACUUCAAAAGUGGUCAAGACAGACUAUUAUGUUGCUAAAAACAGUAUAUUUAUAAUUUUUUAUGAUAUUUCCUGAAUAUUCUGAAAAAUCGGGAGAAUUUGAUAAAAAUCGGGAGAAUUUGAUAAAAAUCGGGAGACCGGGAGAUUGCAUGAAUUUUGGGGAGACUCCCGGUAAAAUUGGGAGAGUUGGAAUGUCUGUUGCAACCAGCCACCAUGUUCCUACCCAACCUUGUGCCCAGGGCCUUUGCACGGUUCAGAGGCUCAAAGGCAGUGGCGUAACUACUAGGGGCCCAACCUGGCCGAAACCAGGGGCCCUGGAGAAGCAACUUCUUAGGGGGCCCUUGACCUUGUCUAAUAUCAAAUAAUACAAAUAUUAUAUUUUAUGUGAAAAUAUGAUAUAUUUAUAUGUUUGUCUUAGAUGCAAAAAGCUCUAUAUAACACCAAUGUUCAAUUGUAACGAGUUUAUACUAUAAUUUUUAAAUCGACGUUAUUUGAUAGAAUUUUCAACAUGUCAAGUGAAAGUAUCGUUUAUGUUAUUUGAUAAUUAUUUUAAUGCACCUUACGUCCUCGCCUUGUGUUUCCUCGUGUUAUUAAUUAUUUGCCUACGAACUAACAAAAGGUAUGCAUUAUUUAUCUUUUUGACUUCAAAGUUUUAUUAAAAUUGAGAAAAUUAAUUUAAAAUAUCUUGAGUCGUAAUACAAUUUAGGUACCGCGCGAAUCUGGGUCCCUCGUAUUGAAAUUAGCGAAUUUGCAUGCAAAUUUGCCUAUGUUUCAGUAAGAUAACCUGAUAAAUCACGUCUUUCUUUUCACGACCGGAUGGUCAUCAAGAAAAGACUAUAUACGAGCGAUAAAAACAGAUUACCCGACAUCAGGACUGAAGCUCCUGAAACAAUAUAGUAAAGGUCUAAAGGACGUGAAAGCAAAGAGAAAUCUGAGGCUAUAGUGAUAAGCACUCUGGAAUUUCUUCUUUCACUUAUCAUCUGGGAAAAUAUUGUUACUGCACUUAAUCUUGCAUCUAAAGAUAUGCAAGCAUUUGAUAUGGAUCUUGACAAAUCAUCCUCCAAUCGGAAAGAGCACUAAAUUCAUGCAGAUAAAGAUCGAAAUAAGAAUGGGAAAAGAUUUUUAAAAAUCCACUAUCCUUGCUCUUAAGUUUGGACUUUCUGUUUCAUUUGUUGAAAAAAGAACAAGAAGGGUUCCCAGAUACUUUGACGAAGGGGCCACAGACAAGCUUAUCAUUAACGCAAAAACAAAAUUUCGUGUGGAACUGUUCUUUCCAACAAUUUAUACUAUUACUUUAAAGCUAGAAGAACGUUUCAAAAGCCAGCAUUGGAAGAUGGCAAGAAAAUAGGAAGUGCAGCUCGCGUAUAUAUACGUACUCAAGUAUUAUUUGUGAAAACGAAAUGACCAGCACCUAUUCCAAGUUGGUAUCAGCAAUAGUUAUUUUUCUUUCUCUGCCCGUUACUGUUGCCACUGCCGCUAAGCGAUCAUUUAGUAAACUUAAUAUUAUAAAAAACUAUUUAGGAUCCACAAUGGCAUAGGAAAGAUUUAAUGCACUUGUUGUAAUUUCUAUAUUGAAGUUGAAGAGGCAAAAAAGUUUGAAAUUUACAAAACGAUUGAUAUCUUUGAAGAGAAAACGACCGGAUCAACUAAAUUUAACAGUUAACUGAAACUGUGAAACAAUUUGGUUGCAAUUUAAAUUGUGUUUGCUUACACCUUGUCAGUGUAUUAAUUGUUAUGAACUAUAUGUUGUUGUUGCUGUUGCUGGUGCUGUUGCUGUUGCUGUUGCUUAUAAGCAAUAGAAAAUGGAGCUGGUUUUUUUACUGUGUUUACAUGCAGGGUUAUAAUUGAUGUAGUAAUAGUUAUAUUCAGUAGCUAUAAUAUACUCUUGCAAAUUUUGUUGCAGAAUUUGGUGCAAUAUUUGGACCUCGUGUUCCUCAUGUUCGUCCAAAAUCCAAUUCGUAGGGUUAGCAUUGUAAGAAAAUUCGGGGAAGAUGUAUAAUUAAGGGGCCCUCUAAACUACUUCAACCGGGGGCCCAUAACUGAAGAUUUACGCCACUGCUCAAAGGCCCUGGGUACGAGGUUGGUUCCUACCUGGGGCGCUUGAAAGAGAGGCUGUCACCCUGCAUCCCCAAAAACAUUCAAAAUGGCAGGCUGGUUUUAAAUAUAUUAGAGACCAGUGUGGAAAGUUUGUAUCACACAACCUGGAUAUCGCGUGCACAAAUAUGAUGCUUUCUAUAUAUUUACUAUUAAUUUUUUUGAAUCUCGGUUGUGCAAUUUCCAAACUUUCCAUUCAGAAUUACAGAGGUUCAGAUUUGGCUUCCACUACCGCUACCUAUCACAGGUUUUAUACACAUUUGGUUGGUUAAUCGGGUAGAAUAAAUGCAUCUGAUUGGUUAAAUGUAACAGUAGCUGUAGUGGAACUCAAAGUCUCUACCGGUAUUCUGGGGGGUGGGAACAUUGCUGCAUGCAGCUUGUAUGGCAGAUGGAAAUAGUUUUUUUGAUGAGUCAGACCUCUAUAUGGUAUAUAUAUAUUCUGUGGCCUUAGGCUAGGCCAUUGCCAGUAUAGAGCUUGUUAUUUCUCAGGUAAUGAUGAUUGCAUGAUCAAGGAUUAAAACUGAUAUUGUUGAUCUUCUCAGCAAUAAAACUGAUGAUAACAUAGAUGCAAGACCUAACCCUAUAGUUACCCAUACAUAUAAACCUAAUUAAUGCCAACAGUACUUCAUGUACUGAUUAAUGCCAACAGUAUACUUCAUGCCUGCAUGCAGAUUUUAUAUGUUUGUGGUAUUACAGUAAGCAUCAUGGUAUCCUGGAACCACCAAACAAACAAAACCCAGUAGCCUGGGGCAAAACAUUCCUACUGUACUUUACAAGAAAUCAAAGCUUCAACUCACAGAAGGAGGUUUUAACUGUUAAAAGGAUGUUCUGAUUUACCCACAUUAAUAUGGCCUGAAUAAAUGAGAACAAAUUUGAAGCUCAUUUGACUGUAAACCACCAGGACGAACAGGAUAGUCACUCAUGACAUGAGGAAAUUAAUGAAGAUGAAUCGAGAUCAAAAUGAAUCAAUUGACAUUAGAACAUGAUCGAGGACCGAACCAAUCAAGAGAUCUUAAGAAUUAAAUGGAACUAUGAAUAGGGCUGUACAUCAAUGAAGAGGAACGUACGUUAUCAGAAAUCGAAGUUCUAUGAUCCUUUUGCAUUCACCCACCAGCUUCACAGAUUCAGUUAUGACUAAAGUUUAGCAGACACAGUAGUAAAUAGUGAUAUAUCUUUAUGUUCCAAUGGCAACAACAACAUAAGAAUAUGCAAAUUUGUCACAGCACGGCACUAAGUGAAAAACAAUUCCAGGAUAACGGCAGCCACCUGAGUUCUAAUCUUCAGACAACUGAUGAUAAAGGGAGAAAUCAAAGUGUGGAAGCAGCUGAUCCAACUGAGAGUCAAUCAACAAGGUCCAAAGCCUUAUCCCCUCAUCGUCGUGGCAACACUGCUCUGGGGUAGAUAAUCCAGCAUACAUCACAACUCUAGCACAGUGGACCCAAAUGGCUGUCGGAACAAUAAAUUGCAAUUCUCUGAAGGAUUCAUUGAUGAUUUAAAUUUGCUCACAGAAGAAUGUUUAAAUGUUUAGGCAAGAUGAAGAUGCCACACACAAUUCACAGAUUGCACUGUUAAGUAUUAACUGGAGUGACAGAAGAGAACUAAGGGAAUUGUGAAUGUCCUUAGAUUUGUGCGAAAGUUUUUAAAGGCCAACAAGUUAAAGGCCAAAAUUGAAAACGCUUGAUCUUAUGAAUAGUUGAACAGUUCCUGGACAGAAAAAAUGGAUCCAGCUGAAAUACGCUCACUGGAAAGUGUAAGUUUCACUUAACGGACAUCCGAAGUACAAUGACUGGAAAAGGCAAUUCGGCAUGUUCACUGGCAAGAAGGGGGUUAGUCUCUCCGUUGAGAGUCUUAGCUUGUGGAGGGGCUUGCUUCAUUUUUAAGACCUUUGAAAAGUGGAAGCCUGUUAUGUUAAGGGCCUGGCAAAAGUUGCUGCCCCUCCCCCCUAGUCCCCCAGCUUGACAAAUUUAAAUUCAUUUUACGCCAUUGUACAUGCAGCCCAAGGCCAAGACAUCAUGUCAUGAUCAUUAUCAUAUUCAUUUAGGAUUAGUCAGUUGUCAACAGACAAUCAAACAGUGGUCAACAUGAAUGAAGAAAAAAAUUUGCAAGUAAGAGAUGAGUUGAUUAGUUCAAAAUAUUUAAUAAUUAUAACUUAAGAAAGCGAAUUGCCUUGUUGAACAUAUUUAUUGAUUAUAAAUGGAUAGGUAAGUGCUGCAUUUUUCGCAGUCGUUCCUCGUCAGGUCUUAAAAUGUAUAUAAAUUAUACUCGCUUGGAUUACAAACCCUAACAUUCUAAUAUUAAUUCCACCAAGUGAAGUGCAAGAAACCAAAUCAUUGAAGUCCACCUUAUCACAACACGCACACCCGAUUACCUAUAUAUACAUGAACUUACGGUUACAGCUCAACAGCUGGCCUCUGUAGCUCAGUUGGUUAGAGCGCUGCACCGGAAUCGCAGGGCCGUAGGUUCAAUUCCUACCAGAGGACCUUGUGCUGCAUUUUUCGCGGCUCAGUUGGUUAGAGCGCUGCACCGGAAUCGCAGGGCCGUAGGUUCAAUUCCUACCAGAGGACCUUCUGCUGCAUUUUUCGCAGUCGUUCCUGGUCAGGUCUUAAAAUGUAUAUACUUCACUUGGAUUACAAACCCAAGCAUUCUAAUACAAAUGCUUCAGUCACGCUGUACUGUAUUUAAAACGCCCAAAGUGUGUUAAAUAGGGUCGCGCUGUGUUUAAAAUCCUUUUUGAAAGCGUUCGCCAAUUGAUAUUCCUGUACAUAGACCUAGUACAGUAGUUCUAUUACUUACAUAUAAAUUUCAGGACGCUACUGAAAAUCACCUCGGCGAGUUAGGCUUCCUGUUUAAAUAUUAUUACAUCCAAAUUGACAGUCCAGUAAAUUCCAAAUUUAAUGAAAAACUUUUUAUUAAAUUUAUAUUCUUAAAAUCCUUUAUUGAGUACUAGUGAGUUUGGUUUAUAUACGAAUCUUGAUCUGAUGUUUUAGGGCAUUAGAAUAAACGUCAAACAAAAACGAUGUCGUAAAAAGAAGAAAAAGAAGAAGAGUAAGUGACAUACCAGUUCAAUAAAGUCGCGUUAUCGACACUUCAAAAACACCCUGGUUACAAAUUUAUUGGUUAAUCUAAAAUUAACACUGUUUCGGGUAUGUUCCCGGUUAAAUUUCCUGGUUAAUUUAACCACAGUCCUGGUUAAUUUGAUCACUAUUUAACCACGAUUCUAGGUUAAUUUAUGGUUGAACUAACCAGUUUAUGUUAGGUGGAUUAUUAACCAGAAUUUCUUGGUUAAUAGUCCACCUGACAUAAUCUGGUUAAUUGCACCAUAUGGCCUGGUUAAAUUAACCAGGAAUCCUGGUUAAAUUAGACACGAUAGUCAUAAUUUAACCAUUAGGUUACCCCAAACAUUGUUAAUUUUACAUUAACCAGGAAAAUGGCAAUGCACAGAUAGAGAUCUGCAAAUUUACCACUGGUUUAGAAAAGGACGCACAUGCACCCAUAAAGAUCGACUAGAACAACUGUAUAAAAACAUGACUAGGGUCGCCAAGAGGUUGUGCGGGACCCGGGGCAAAACUUUCCCAGGGGGCCUAUGACGUCAUAAUUAUAAAAUAGGAGAAGCAGUGUUUUACAUUAUAUUAUACUUUAUUGCAUAUUAUGCGGCACUGACGCAGCUAGGAUUUAUAUUCUUGGUUAAGCAAUCUUGUAUCAAGAAAAUUUAUGUGUCUCCGUUGCUUUGGGGGCCCCUUUUCAGCUGGGAGACCGGGGCAGUGCCCCCAACCACCAGCGUUUUAACAAUAUUGCCCCCGCUUUUUUCUAGAUUGAAUUUAAACUUAAUGCCAGCCACCUUAUAGAAAGUCUUGCUUGAUACUGAUAUGCCUGAAACCCCUUGUCCAAGCCCUGCCCCCGUAAGUAUUUGCCUGAAAUUUAUUUCUGCAAAAGACAAUUGAUUUGAAUGCUUUAUUAUCUUGUUGUAGGUGCGUUAAAAGUUGAAAAAAGAGCAGCAGCUCGUAUUGGGCAGAACUGUUUGUUCGUCUGUGGACUGGUCAGUCUGACUGUAGUUUAUACUUUGUAGAUAAUUCAAGGUGCGAUAAUUCACGUACUUAUACUGUACGUACCGGAGGUACGCCAAUAUUACGAUCCGGUACUUCUUUGUUUUCAGCCACGUAUCACGUAGGUACGCGGAACUGUUGCUAUCUGCCUACUUACUUUUUGCUGGUACCACAUGACCUUUCCUAGCCCAAGCAAUUCAAUACCGUAAUUUAGUUGGUAUAUCAUGUGUCUGAGUUUUCCUGGCAUGAAGUACGAUUGGACUGAUUCGUAUACCAGUCAGGUACGACUAAAAAUUUUGAAUUAUCGCACCCUGCAGGAUAUUAAUUAAGGUCCACGCACGUGCACCGGACGCGAUUCGGCAUCGCGACGCACAGGGACGCCGGAACUGGGGGGCAGGAGGAGUAGCCGCCCCCGUUGCCCUUUACCAGGAGGGGUAAGGGGGGCAAAGGUGCCCUUUCAAUUUAAAGGAUUGCCUUGGCGAAAUAGCGAAUUGACAGAAAUGUUAGUGCAAUUCUUUUACGAAUUUGCUUCAGAAAACGCAAGAAAUGCAGUCAUCGAGCUUCAAGAAUAGCACAAUCGCCUGGCGGAGAACCCCCUCACACCAUUAUCAUCCAAUAAAUAGAAAACAUGAUUAGGCGAAGUUCAACUCCUGAUAUAUGUUUUGCAAACGUCUCUUAGUAUGUCAAUUCAAAAGUGCCCUUUAACGAAAAUCUGCCUCCCUUUCCUCCCUUGCCUUCACAUCGUUCCGGCGUCCCUGGCGACGCGAAUUUUUAGUUUUUGAAAGUUAAUAAAACAGCCAGUGAGAGCAAAUUUUAAAAGAUAUGUAGACCAAAUAACUCAAAAUGUUAUAACGCUAGGAACUAGGAUCAAAGUUAUCGGUCAGUGAAAAUCGAAAAAUCGCGUCACGUUGUCGAAUCGCGUCCGGUGUGUCUGGACCUUUACAAUAAUAAACAGUAGCACGCCCAUGUAAAAUUACACGGAUUGCGUGAUACUGACAAAACAGAUGCAUGCACAGUAUUAAAUAUAUAUAAAACCAUUUUGCAUACUGGUUUACCUACUAAAAAUACUUGUUUCAGAGCACUCGUUCGAACCAAAUUGAACUGCAAACUGAAUUUGAAAAGUAAGUUUCAUCUGGUAUUAAUAGUAUACUGCAGAAUAAGUAUUGGACUCUAUGUUAGUUGCUCGUACUGUUGCAUUACAAUACAGCUCAAUGUAAUUGCAAAUGCAGGUUACAUAAAAGGGACACAUAUCUUUUGUUAAACGGUACAACUAAUACAUUAGCGAGGUUCAGAUUCGACUUCCACCACCGCUACUAUUAAGGGACAAUUGACCAAUCAGAUGCACGCGUUUCAUAUAUCCGAUUAACCAAUCAGAUGCGUUACUAAGCCAGUUAGAGGUAGCGGUUGUGGGAAUCAAAUCUGAACCUCUCUACUAUUCUUAAUCUUCGGCGCAUCCCACGUAUCGGUAUAUCCAGUUCUAUAGGAGAUAAAGAACUUUUUAUUGAAUAGAUUCGGGAAAAUCAAGAAAGUAAAAUUGAUGAGAAAUUUGAAAAGUGGAAAAUCGAGGCGUUAUGCAUUCAUACAGGUAAUUUGUCGAAAUCCCAGUGUGUUGAUGUUUUUCAUGCCAAGAGACGACAAUUACAACGGUUAUAAAGGUUUUUCGUCGUUCCAAAAACGUUCUAUCACAGCUCAUUCAGACUAAAUUGGAUACUUUUCCGCACACGUCGAAAACUGGACUCUGUAGCUCAGUUGGUUAGAACCGUUAGAGCGCUGCACCGCCAAUCGCAGGGUCGAUUCCUGUCAAAGGGGCUACAGACGUAUUGUUGCUCCUGGUUAGGUCUAAAUGUAUAAAAUUUACACCCAAUAUUUCCAUCUACAAAAUCCUUCAACAAAUUAAACUUCAGUGACAGUGUGGAUUUUCGGAGAACGCAGAAUACAAGAUGGAAUACUUUUAACUUAUAAGAAAUGCUUUUAACUUUUUUUGAAAGAAUGUAAUUUAAUUAUACUAUCGUACUACAGCUUGGACCUUGGUUUUUGAAGACCGUGAAAUACAGUGUAGAUCGUUGUAAAUAGUUUCACUGGAAUAAUUUAUAAGCAAUUUUUUUCACUGCGUAUCAUCGUAUAUCAUUGAAAAAUAAUAAUACUUACCAUUUAAAAUACUGAAACACUAGAAUAAUUACGUCACUUGUUUUCACUGCGAAUCUCGGUAUACCCAAAAAUAAACAUUGGACAGCUGAUUUAGAAAAGACGACGAGGCAAAUACGACGACGCAGUCUCAAUUUCAGUUCAAUAUUGAGAGCUAAGGAACUUGAUUACUGUAAUAAAUUGAAGCUUUUUAAAAUAUAACCUCACAAACGGCUAAGUUCAGGAAAAACGAUCCGGUGUUUGCUACAUAUGUAGGAGACAUAUUUUAUGUAACUCCUCCAACAUUGCAAGUAUUCACGUUGCUCCAGUGACGUGAAAUCUUUAGUUUAACUUUGGUUUCAGAAUGACAACUUUGAGGAUACCCCUGCAACCACAAGUUGUUCAAACUUUUUGUUUCGCAAAGAAUUUCUUUGUUUUCAAAGGCGCGUCUUUCAGUUCGCGUCGCGUUUUCUAAAUCAGUCUACUGUCAGAAAUGGAAGGGUGUUCUAUAAUGUUAAUCAAGUUCUCUGACAGGAAAUGAACGAUAAAAUAGCAGGCCACUCAACAUGCAACCAGUUUCCCAAAACUUUUCGACGCAAACUCCGGGAGACAGCUGAUAUACCGGACCAUAUGCCGUGGUAAAGAAACUUGUGUCUCUCUAUACAUUUUAUAGUAUGACGACCAUGAAUCGUUUGAUAGAGCUUACCAACAUUCGAGGAAAACAGAUGUACUCGUGGAUGGCGUAAAGGUACAUAAAGUAUAUUGUUAUCAUAGUUGAAAAUAGCGGGUGGAUACCACUACCCGUUCACGUUGGUUAACACUGAAGAGUAGUUAUACUUCUUCUAAUUUGCAGGUAUUGGUUGACCACACAAAGUGUAGUCAAAUCAGUGAACAUAGGACUCUAUAGUUCGUACAAUGAACGUCAUGAGACUUCAAAAUAUCAUGAUUUACAGAUUUAGUAUUUCAGUUUGUCGUUACCUGACGUUUGAUGCAUUGUAAAUACUGUAUAUCAAUAUACUGUAAUUAACAACAUUAUUUAUUACUGUAUAUAUGUUGGGAAACACCCGGAAAAGAAGGUUGGUUGCAUGACAGAUGACUUUGAUUGGUCGACAUUAUUUCUAAAGGUUGGCAAUUAUUUCUGAAGAAAUUGGGAUGAAGAAGUUGAUAACUGCUCACGGUGUUCUUGGUGAUACGGUACCUCAUCGAAGUUGAUUUAGCGAAUGAUUUACGAGUGUGACGGACUGGACCGUACUUCAGAAAACUCACAAAUAGCAUUCGUUUUCUUCGUGCUCCUUACACUUGUGAUAAGUAUUGUAUUUUAACCAGAUAAUGCACAACAUUUAUUUUGACAGUUUUUUAUUCAUAUACUUUGCUUUAAUAUUUAUUUGAAAAGAUAUAAUAAUACCCAAUGUCCAUGCUUAUGAAACAUGAAUAUUGUUCUGAAAAAUUGGUGGAAAUAACACACGAUUCGGCUCUUCCGGUCCAAACAACGAGUAGGUCUUCUGUGGUAUUUCUCGACCAUUUGCUUCCCUUGAGGAUUUGAAAAAGCUGGGUAAGCCAGUAAUAUUUGAGUACGGGCUUGACGCCGCAGCUUGCGCCCGAUUGUCAGGCUUCUCCGAGAACUUGAGGGGGACAUCAGUCAGGAGGUUUGGGUCGGAAUCUUUGAGGGUAUGACUACUUUUUGUCAUGUGUUGAUUCAUGUACUGAUUCUUUAAUUUCACUGAUGUGGAAACAACCGGAUUACGUAAUUGAUUGAAGGGUGUACUUGGUCUUUUUCGCUGUUCUAAUAUGACGUCAUUGUUCAAUCGGAAGUGACGGUUACCUUUUAAUUGGUCGUUAUGUUUGUCGGGAUUCCAUCGUGGUGGUACAUACUCUGGUACUUUCCAUACUGAAGGGGGAGGACUAGGAGGCUUACUGUCACUUAAGUCCGGGCUCGCUGAAGCUUUCUCUCGGUAUAAGGCAUCCCCAGCAGAAAUAACAUUCAAUGGGGUUACCACUGAAUCGUUUACAAUAACUGGAGUGACACUAGACUUGCGAUUAUUUGAUACUCUGUUUGUUGCUGUUAUCCACCCCUUUUGAGCGACAUGCGGUUUCUUUGACUUGGCC